Molecule: messenger RNA, 2580 nt
Organism: Alligator sinensis (Chinese alligator)
Lineage: Eukaryota; Metazoa; Chordata; Crocodylia; Alligatoridae
Gene: UGP2
Product: UDP-glucose pyrophosphorylase 2
Exons: 10
Coding region: 16-1587 (523 amino acids)
Biological process (GO): glycogen metabolic process; UDP-alpha-D-glucose metabolic process
Cellular component (GO): cytoplasm
Molecular function (GO): UTP:glucose-1-phosphate uridylyltransferase activity
Source: RefSeq, a predicted model, not a curated record
CAAAUACUGGGCAGAAUGGGUGGAAUUAUGGGGGGAAGCUUCAGCUGCUUUCCUCAGGUCAACAGCCUAAGAGCAAUGGAUUUCAGUAAAGCAAUGUCUCGAGCUGGCACUUCUCAGUUUCAAGAAGUCAUCCGACAAGAGUUGGAGUAUUCAAUGAAAGUAGAACUUGACAAAAUACUUGCAACUGCACCUUCAAAUGAGCUAGAGCACACUAAAAAAGACUUGGAUGGAUUUAAGAAGCUAUUCCACAGAUUCUUGCAAGAAAAAGGACCGUCAGUAGACUGGGGGAAGAUUCAGAGACCUCCAGAAGAUUCAAUUCAGCCCUAUGAGAAGAUAAAGGCCCGAGGGCUGCCUGACAGCGUUGCAUCUGUCUUGAACAAACUGGUUGUUGUGAAACUCAAUGGAGGCUUGGGCACCAGCAUGGGCUGUAAAGGCCCCAAGAGUCUUAUUGGGGUGCGGAAUGAGAACACCUUCUUGGACCUGACAGUUCAGCAGAUUGAGCAUCUAAACAAAACCUACAACACAGAUGUUCCUCUUGUUCUAAUGAACUCCUUCAACACUGAUGAAGACACAAAGAAAAUCUUGCAGAAAUACAGCCAUAGCCGGGUGAAAAUCUAUACUUUCAAUCAAAGCAGGUAUCCAAGAAUUAAUAAGGAGACUCUGCUGCCAAUAGCCAAGGAUGUAUCUUAUUCAGGAGAGAGUACAGAGGCAUGGUAUCCCCCAGGGCAUGGUGACAUCUAUGCCAGUUUCUAUAAUUCUGGCCUGCUGGAUACUCUGAUUGGAGAGGGGAAGGAGUACAUAUUUGUGUCUAAUAUCGAUAACUUGGGUGCAACUGUGGAUCUUUAUAUUCUUAACCAUCUGAUGAACCCCCCCAAUGGAAAACAGUGUGAAUUUGUCAUGGAGGUCACCAAUAAAACAAGAGCAGAUGUAAAGGGUGGCACGCUCACACAGUAUGAAAAUAAACUGAGACUGGUAGAAAUAGCUCAGGUCCCAAAACCACACGUUGAUGAAUUCAAAUCUGUGUCAAAAUUCAAAAUAUUCAAUACAAACAACUUGUGGAUUUCUCUGUCUGCAGUUAAACGAUUGCAAGAGCAGAAUGCUAUUGAUAUGGAGAUCAUUGUGAACCCAAAGACUUUGGAUGGAGGCUUAAAUAUUAUUCAAUUGGAAACUGCAGUUGGUGCUGCUGUUAAAAGUUUUGAAAAUUCUCUGGGCAUAAAUGUACCUCGCAGCCGUUUUCUGCCAGUCAAGACAACAUCAGAUCUCUUGCUUGUGAUGUCCAACCUGUAUAGUCUUAAUGCUGGAUCCCUAACAAUGAGUGAGAAACGUGAAUUUCCAACUGUGCCUCUGGUCAAACUGGGAAGCUCUUUCACCAAGGUCCAAGAUUACCUGAGGAGGUUUGAAAGUAUACCAGACAUGCUUGAACUGGAUCAUCUCACAGUUUCAGGGGAUGUUACAUUUGGGAAGAAUGUUUCAUUAAAGGGAACAGUUAUCAUCAUUGCAAAUCAUGGAGACCGGAUCGACAUCCCGCCUGGCGCAGUACUAGAGAACAAAAUUGUCUCCGGCAACCUCCGCAUCUUGGACCACUAAGUCAGUGACGUGGCAUCUUCAGCUCUCUAGAUUGUGCUGAAACUGCCCCACAAUGGAAGAACCUGCAAGCAUUAGAAAUAAAUGCAGAGGGCCUAUGCUUUGUCAUCUCACUGUACCCUGCAGUAUUAAUUUCAAGUAGUUUUCCAUGCUUAUCCUUUUUUAAGCAAACACCAUAGUGCAAAGGAUGUGCAGAAGUAAUGCUUCAGUCUUUAAAGGUUUUAUUAAUUGCAUCUUUAAAGUGCAAUAUACUGUUUGUCUCAAGACAAGAUGAACAGAUCUGAGAUGUUUGAGGCUUGCCUCUGAAUAGUUUUUGAAUUGCUUGUAAUUGCAAAAACAAAGCUGUGAAGCAAUAUCCUUGGAAUAGGGUUAGCUACUUCAGGUAACACUUUUAUGAACUGUAAGUGGCAGACAUUGAUUUAAAAACCAAAUGUUUCACUACUGCUACUACAGGAAGUAAGCUAUUAAGAACCUGUAUUUCAAGUGCUCACAAGUAUUAUAUAGUCCUAGUCACUUUCUUCACCGCCACAUAACUUUAAUAGUUCACAUUUACAGAUGCCAUGCUAUCACAUCAGAAAUAUACCCCCAAUCAGAUUGGGGUAAGUUUGUCAAUACCUCCUUUAUGUCUUGCAAGACAGCUGGAUUUGUUGCCGAUUCAAACUUGCUCAAAGAAUUGAAUAUAGGAGAAUACCUCUGUGUAUGAAUGUUCUAGUUAAGAGUGGAUCUCCUUUUUAAUGUCUUCAAUUUGAUCUCCCUUCUCUGAAGCAACAUAAAGAAUAUCAUAUUGACUGUGCUCAUGUUCAUACUAAUCAUGUGUUGACCCAAAUGAAAAUAACUUAUUUCUAAAUUUAUGUACGUUUUAAAAUAAGACUCAUCCUGGUGAUCAUUCUUUCAAACUUCUUUAUGCUUCUAUUGUAUUUACACGUAGGCAACUUAUUUUGUAAGCUUAGUAAAACACUGGCCUGUAUCAUUAAAGAAGUUGGUCUUUAAAAACAA